This is a messenger RNA of Rhea pennata, 1163 nucleotides long. RefSeq names its product myb-related transcription factor, partner of profilin-like. The transcript is spliced from 3 exons. Lineage: Eukaryota; Metazoa; Chordata; Aves; Rheiformes; Rheidae. The record is from RefSeq and is a predicted model, not a curated record. Bases 6 to 953 code for a protein of 315 amino acids.
GCAGCAUGGCCGCGGCGGGCGGCGGCGGCGGCGCGGGGCGGCGGGGGCUGCUGAAGCGGAAGCCCAACUUCACGCUGCAGGAGAUCGACAUCCUCAUGAGCGAGGUGCUCAAGUACGAGCAGCUGCUCUUCGGCGCCGCCGCCAGCACCGUCAACGCCUACGAGAAGCAGAAGAUCUGGUGGCGCAUCACGAACAAGAUCAACGCGGCGGGCCGCAACCAGCGCGACAUCGGCGAGGUGAAGAACCGCUGGCGGGGCCUGCGCCGCCGCGCCAACGACAAGAUCACCCGGCACCGGCAGGAGCGGCAGGCGCCCCCCGGCUGGGCCCUGCGCGCCGCCGCCGCCGGCCUCGACCCGCCGCCGCUCGUCGCCGUCGAGGUGGUGGCGCCGCACGGCGUGAAGGAGGAGGCGGUGAAGGAGGAGCCGGUGGAGGUGAAGACCGAACCUUUCCACGCGCCGACUUCGGAGAGCGGCCGCGGCCGGGCGGCCCCGGAGCGCCGGCUGCCGCGCGGCAAUGCCCCCGCUCCCGGCGAGCUGCGCCAAGGCUGGAGCCGGAGCCCGCCGCAGCCCUCGCCACCCGAACUCUCCGGCGGCGAGCCGGGUGGGCAGCAGGAGCCGCUGGGCUCGGAUUUCACCGGCGGCAUCGUCUUCGAGCAGGACGCCGAGCGCCUGGCUGACUGCGGCGACGCGGGCGAGCCGGCAGGCGCCGGCGCCGGGCCGCUCUCGGAGCGGGGACCCCAAAGCGCCCACCUGAGCCCGGCCGAAAAACGCAUCGUCCAGUCCAACGAGCAGCUGGUGCAGGAGAUGCGGGCUCUGCGGCGCGAGUACGCCGAGAGCCGCCGCGAGACGGCCUCCGUCCUGCGCGCCAUCGCCGAGGCGCUGAGCGGCGUCAGCAGCAGCCUGGCGCAGAUCCGCGAUCUCUACCUCCGCGAGCAGGCGGCCCCCAAGCCGUGAGCCGUCCCGCAGCUGGCUGUGGGGAGAGCCGGAGGGGUUUGGGUGGGGGGAGAGAGGCCACCGCUCCGGACGCGGGCUGGCCGACGAACACCCGCUCGGCCCGGAGCACGGGAUUUGGGGCCGGUUUCCCCCUCCUCGCCCCUGCGCCUGGUUUUCUUUCGGUCCUUCCUCCACCAACGCAGGCACCUCGUAAUAAAACUCUGAACUGGC